CACGGACGACCGGAACUGGUCGCAAAUUCAAAUGGCGCGUCACAGCAACAUUAAGCGCCCACAUUCGCACUUUCACUUCGUGGUCUAGCUGAUGAGUCGGUAGUCUGUUUAGAAUGGAGCUAAACUCCUGCAGAGUAUUUCAUUAAGUCGUUUUUGUGGCUGACUAUUACCUGGAAAGCAAUCUGGUGCAAACCUAACUGUAUAGAAGAAAAAAGAUGGCUGAGACAGAACGAGGAAAUGCGGCGAGUAAUGAGGAAGAGUCCAGUGUAGAAAUGUCCAAUAACAACGCAAUUGAAAGAGGUGCAAACCUAAGUGAAGUGGUCCAAACUGACGGCAACCGUAUAAAAGAAAAGAUUGCUGAGAUACAAGGAGAUGCAACAAGCCACAAGGAAACGUCCUGUGUAGAAAUGUCUAAUAAUAAUUCAAUUAAAAGAGGAAGAGGUAGGCCACAAGGUUCAAUGAAGUUAAACAAGUUAAAGCAGGUUUUAAGCAUUUCCACCAGUGAGUCCAAACCUCCUCGGAGGGGAAGAGGACGUCCAAAACUCCCGAAAGCCACGGAGCUGGAAGGAUCAGGAGACGACCUUGCCGGUAAUUCUGUGCAAACUCAAGAGCCCAACAAACAGAGCAGCGAUGAAGACGGUCCGACAGCAGACCGUUCUCCUAGGAAAAGAGGCCGGCCCAAAAAAUCUCUCUACAAAAGCACCUGUGACGAUGCUGAAGACUUACCAAACGGUGCCUCUGAUGCACCAAAAGCAAAAAGGGGUCGUCCAAAAGGAUCCACGAAACGCAAGUCGGGAAGUUUGACAGGCAGAGAGAACGGAGGCAGUUCUGUACAGCGUCAGAAUCCGAGACGCUCUUCCGGUAAGAAGCCCAGGCUAGAGACGGAGGAGAGCAGUGAGAACGGAGAGGAUGCAGAGAGGCCGAAAAAGAUCAAACAAGAAACGGCUGGCUCCCCGCCGGCUAAGAAGCGACCGGGUCGUCCCAAAGGCUCUUUAAACAAGAAACGACCUGCAUAUAAGGCCAAACCAUGGAAGCGUGGUCGCCCGAGAAAACCAAAAGCCAAAAGGGGAAGACCAAGGAAGUACCCUCUGCCAUCACCUGAGGAGCUGAAAAAGCCCAAAGUAUGGAAGCCGCUGGGAAGGCCCAGGAAAUACCCCCGAGCUGAUCCUGCAGAGGGGUCAGAACCAGCCCCUCGUAGAAGCCGCGGUCGGCCUCACAAGACACAGUCAAAGAAAGGCGCUCACUUGCGUAAGACAUUGCCUGAAUCUUUGUCUUUGCCAAGCGACCCCGGUGUCGAACCCCAGAGAAAAAGGGGCCGUCCCCCAAGUGCUCCAAAAAGUGAUGCUGUUCCGACGCGGAAAAGGGGCCGUCCUAAAGGUUCAGUCAACAGCAGUAAAGCAGGAAGGGGAGCACCGAUCGACAGUGCAGAUGACGACCAUUCGACAGCAGAAAGUGAUUCAGCGCCCAUGGUACUGAAAUGUGAAGAAGAGGAGGCGGAGAUAAAAGAAGAUGCAUCCAUCAAUCAGGAUGCCGACUCAGAAGUUAGUAACCAGGCUUGAUGAGCCGCCCCGAUCUGACCAAAAAAGUUCCUGUUUAAAACCGAUAACAGUCGUGUCAAUGAAUACACAUAUUUGUAGUCAUUUUGUCAGUCGGUUGGCUUUUCUGCAGCGCUUCUAUUUUCUAACUUAACACGUCCAUCUCGUUCUACUUUUUAUUACUGCGUUUAGAUUUUCAUGUGGUGUCUGUCACUUUUGUUAUUUCUGUAAAAAGGAUGUUGUCGAAUAGAGUUGCAAAAUUGUGGGAAUAUUCAGUUGGAAACUUUCCGGGGGAAUGUAAGUGAAUUGAUGGGAAUAAACUGGACAUUUUGGAGCGAUUUAACUGAA
Molecule: messenger RNA, 1883 nt
Organism: Gasterosteus aculeatus aculeatus (three-spined stickleback)
Lineage: Eukaryota; Metazoa; Chordata; Actinopteri; Perciformes; Gasterosteidae
Source: RefSeq, a predicted model, not a curated record